UUUUUUCACUGGCUUAGACUGCUAGAAGAACCUGACUUGAUCGCAUUGCCCUUUAAAUCUCUCCCACUGCUUCUCCAAACCCUAUUCAGGUAUUCCAGAGACAUGGAGUUAAAGAAUUAUAGCAGCAGCAGCACCUCUGGCUUCAUCCUCUUGGGCCUGUCUUCCAACCCCCAGCUGCAGAAACCCCUAUUUGCCAUUUUCCUCAUCAUGUACUUAGUCACUGUGGUGGGGAAUGUGCUCAUCAUCCUGGCCAUCCACUCAGACUCCAGGCUCCACACCCCUAUGUACUUCUUCCUCAGCAACUUGUCUUUCAUGGAUAUCUGCUUCACAACAGUCAUAGUGCCCAAGAUGCUUGUGAAUUUCCUCUCAGAGACAAAGGCUAUCUCCUAUGUGGGCUGCCUGGUUCAGAUGUACUUCUUCAUGGCCCUUGCAAACACUGACAGCUACCUGCUGGCCUCCAUGGCCAUUGACCGGCUGGUAGCCAUCUGCAAACCAUUCCACUAUGAUGUAGUUAUGAACCCAAGGCGUUGCCUCCUCAUGCUGUUGGGUUCUUGCACUAUAUCCCACCUGCACUCCCUGUUCCGAGUGGUACUCAUGUCUCGCCUGUCCUUCUGUGCCUCCCACAUCAUUCAGCACUUUUUCUGUGAUACUCAGCCUGUGUUAAAGCUGUCCUGCUCUGACACAUCUUCCAGCCAGAUUGUGGUCAUGACUGAGACCCUGGCUGUCAUCGUGACCCCCUUCCUAUGUAUCAUCUUCUCCUACCUGCGAAUCAUUGUCACUGUGCUCAGAAUCCCCUCCACAGCUGGGAAGUGGAAGGCCUUCUCCACCUGUGGCUCCCACCUCACUGUGGUAGUCCUGUUCUAUGGCAGUGUCAUUUAUGUCUAUUUUAGGCCCCUGUCCAUGUACUCAGUGGUGAAGGACCGGGUAGCCACAGUUAUGUACACAGUAGUGACUCCCAUGUUGAACCCUUUCAUCUAUAGCCUGAGGAACAAAGAUAUGAAGAAGGGUUUGAGGAAACUAAGGGACAGAAUUAAUUCAUAG
Molecule: messenger RNA, 1041 nt
Organism: Otolemur garnettii (small-eared galago)
Lineage: Eukaryota; Metazoa; Chordata; Mammalia; Primates; Galagidae
Product: olfactory receptor 1L4
Exons: 2
Coding region: 103-1041 (312 amino acids)
Biological process (GO): G protein-coupled receptor signaling pathway
Cellular component (GO): membrane
Molecular function (GO): olfactory receptor activity; G protein-coupled receptor activity
Source: RefSeq, a predicted model, not a curated record